AACGAGCGGAAAUGCUUUUGACGUCAUAGCGCUAGUUCCUUCGAUCGAAAGCCAAUACGGGAAUACGGCUUGUCCUUGAAUUCUCUGGGUGUUUGACUGUUCAUAAUUCGUGCUGUGCACUGUGUUAUUAAUAAUGGAAGCAAUACAAAAGCAAUAUUACAAAUGCUGUAUGGUGCCACUGUGUCCCAGUACAACUUUUAAAACGCCAGAUAAGCUAUUUAUUCGUGUACCACGAGAUAAAAGCCGGCGUUUAACAUGGUUAAAGGCAUGCAGAAGAGCUCAAACGGAUAUUUCUGAGAAGACUACUGCCCAUGUAUGUGAAGAUCAUUUUAAUCUGGAGGAAGAUAUGGAUAACUAUGUUAAAUUCAAGUUAAUGGGAGGUCUAAAAAAAAUGAAGGCUAAUGUAGUUCCUCAUAUAUUUGAUUGCCAGCCAGACAGAAAAAGAUCUCAUACAAAUCAUCCCAGGGCAGCAGCUGUUAAGAGAGCUAAGAGAAGAAUUGUUGAUGAAUCUAUUGCUAGUUCUGCUAUGACACAAGAACAAGUUUUUAAUCAAGACGAUUUGCAGAUAGUUGCAUCUAGUAGCCAGACUUCAACGAUCAGCAUUCCUCCUAGACAAGCGGCAAGAAAUGCAUCAAAGGCGAUCUCGGCUUCAAGUUUCGACAAGUCAAUGGAAAAAUUUAAUCCAGAUUUGAGCCAGAGAGAGAAGCGGAAGCUCAAUAAAAAAUUCAACCAGUCGACGGUUAGAAAACCCAAUGGGGCUGUUUAUGAUGAAAAGGGAAGACACGUUUCUGGAGUGGAUUUGUGUGAUUGUCUAAAUGAAAAAUGCCCAGGGUGCUGGUUUGAGUGUCCCAAAUGUGAAUCCAACAAGUGCGGAACCGAGUGCCGAGUGUUUAGGAAAUAUAUUGUCGAUUCCAUAGAGUAUCACGGCUAUGAUAAGACUGUUCGCAAUAACUUGGCGCUUAGAAGUUAAGGUGAAAAGUCGAUCUAAUUAGGAUAUACAUUUUUAUUUGUAAGUAGUAACAUACGUGACAUUUACGAGGCUAACGACUUUUUGAUUUCGUCAGGAGAUAUUCUCAUUCCCAUUAUUGGGCCAAAUAGAACAUCUUAAAAUUAAAUGUGAUUUGAAAUAA
Dendroctonus ponderosae (mountain pine beetle) is the source of this 1130-nucleotide messenger RNA. Its product is annotated as ARL14 effector protein-like. Lineage: Eukaryota; Metazoa; Arthropoda; Insecta; Coleoptera; Curculionidae. The transcript has 4 exons. The record is from RefSeq and is a predicted model, not a curated record. Gene Ontology annotation, cellular component: intracellular membrane-bounded organelle. The coding region runs from base 134 to 970 and encodes 278 amino acids.